AUGGAACAAAUUACUCCCGCUCCGACCGCAAUCGCCUCAGUCGACUACCUUGGCCACAAUUACGCCUGGGACGAAAAUGACCUCAUCUGCACUCACAAAGAGAUUACAAGACAACUCGCCGAUGUGCAGAAGAAGAUUCGGGCUGAAACGAUGAAGCAACCGGAGAAGAAAGAUGUUAAAGAAAAGCCUUUAUUCGGAAGCAAACUUCGAAAAUGCAGAGGAGAAGAGUGGCAGUUGAGAGCAGAAGAGAAAAGAUUGUUGAGACUACAAAAUGCACUUUGGAGGCGAAUUGGACAUGCCGUUGGCGCUGUUGCCUCGGGAAACGAGCUAGUCGAGCCCAAGUCUUUGAAUUGGCAAAAAGAAUGUGACGUACUCUGGCUAUUUGGACCUGUCUACCAAUCAGAGAACCCAUUCGAAGACGACGACGACAAGACACUCGUGG
Paraglomus occultum is the source of this 442-nucleotide messenger RNA. The record is from the annotation of a GenBank genome assembly. Lineage: Eukaryota; Fungi; Glomeromycota; Glomeromycetes; Paraglomerales; Paraglomeraceae.